CUGGUUCGGCUUUGCCAGCUGGAAAGAUGGCGGACCGGCUGACGCAGCUCCAGGACGCGCUGAAUUCGCUGGCCGAUCAGUUCUGCAAUGCCAUCGGGGUCCUCCAGCAGUGCGCUCCCCCCGCCUCCUUCAGCAACAUCCAGACGGGCAUCAACAAGGACCAACCGCCCAACCCCACUGAAGAAUACGCGCAGCUGUUUGCCGCUCUCAUCGCCCGGACGGCCAAGGAUAUCGAGGUUCUGAUCGACUCGCUGCCCAGCGAGGAAUCCACGGCCGCCCUGCAGGCCGCCAGCCUGUACCAACUGGAGGAGGAGAACCACGCGGCGGCGGCGCGGCUGGAGGAGGUGGUGUAUCGGGGGGACCUGCUGCUGGAGAAGAUACAGACGGCGCUGGCCGACAUCGCCCAAUCCCAGCUAAAGACGCGCAGCAGAGCUCACACUCAGCCCGUGAGUGAAUCCUAGCAGCAGGGGGCGACGUCUCCCCCCAGAAUAUGAAGCCAGUACUGACAGUGCAGCAGGACUGUCCCAUUAUCAGCCUGCACUGGGGCCGCUCCCCCCCCGGGUCCUAUGGAAAGUGCCCUCUAUUCCUGCCCAACCCUUCUGUAUUGCCCUUGGGACUCCUCUCUCUCUCUCUAGUGGCAACCAAGUACUUCUGUUACUCCUGUGGCCCCUUUACUGGUACUGUGUAAUACCCCCCCUGUGUGGCCCCUCCCUGGUCAGCCCCUCCCUGGCCAGCACCCCCCAUGUUGCCCCUCCCUGAGCAGCACCCCCCAUGUGGCCCCUCUCUGGUCAGCGCACCCCCCUUCACUUAGGCUUCAUGGGAGAAAAAGCAAUUUGUGGUUAUUUAAAGGGAAAAUAUGCCAAUAUGUUUGUCUGAGGGUUUCUUCUCCUAAUAAAUCUUUUUUUUUUUUUUUUUUUUUUCAGAGUAGCAA
Messenger RNA from Xenopus tropicalis (tropical clawed frog), 931 nucleotides. RefSeq names its product mediator complex subunit 21 (gene med21). The record is from RefSeq and is marked provisional. Gene Ontology annotation, cellular component: nucleus; mediator complex; nucleoplasm. Lineage: Eukaryota; Metazoa; Chordata; Amphibia; Anura; Pipidae.